CCAUGAAGUAAAUCGGCCCAUUGGACGAUGAUGUUAGGCUUUAUUGUCGAUGCUUUUGUAACUGAAAGACCCUUUAGUGGCAACCCUGCUGGAGUCUGCUUAAUACCAAGCGAUAAAACUCUUUCGGAUGACUUGAUGCAAAACAUUGCGAAUGAACUGAAGCAUUCAGAAACAGCUUUUAUUCAGAUCUUGUCAAGUGAAGAUGGAGAACUUUCUUGUUCUCUUCGUUGGUUCACACCUACUGUGGAAGUUGAGCUUUGUGGCCACGCCACAUUGGCUAGUGCAGCUGCCUUGUCUUUUUCUAAAUACUGGAACCCUGCAACUCUCACAACAGUAAAGUUUCACACUCUUUAUUCCGGUGACUUGAUCGUUCAAGCCUUAGAUGCUAAUUUCUUUCAAAUGGACUUUCCUCUUUUACCUGUUGAACAGGUUACGGAAAGUAUGAAUGAAGAAUUACUAGCUGCACUUGGAUUGCGUAGAGAACAAGUUGUAUACUAUGGCAAGAGCAAAUUCGAUGUCUUCAUCCAUGUCCAGAACCAAAGUUUGGUAGAGAAACUUACGCCAGCUUUUGAGAAGCUUUUACGCAUACCACAAGUUGGUAGAGGUGUUAUCGUAACUAGCUUGGCGGAUAAUAGAGAAGAAGCCCAUUUCUGCUCUCGCUUCUUUGCACCGUGGACAGGUGUCAAUGAGGAUCCUGUUACAGGUAGUGCACAUUGUUCUUUAGGUUACUACUGGAACCUCCAGUUGGGAAAGUCCGACUUGUAUGUUGGAUAACGACACUAAUCGAGUUAAACUUGGAGGUGA
This is a messenger RNA of Galdieria sulphuraria, 804 nucleotides long. RefSeq names its product phenazine biosynthesis PhzC/PhzF family protein. The transcript is spliced from 3 exons. Gene Ontology annotation, biological process: biosynthetic process. Bases 28 to 774 code for a protein of 248 amino acids. Gene Ontology annotation, cellular component: cytoplasm. Gene Ontology annotation, molecular function: isomerase activity. The record is from RefSeq and is a predicted model, not a curated record. NCBI's taxonomy places the organism in Eukaryota, Rhodophyta, Bangiophyceae, Galdieriales, Galdieriaceae.